Messenger RNA from Mesorhabditis spiculigera, 1137 nucleotides. NCBI's taxonomy places the organism in Eukaryota, Metazoa, Nematoda, Chromadorea, Rhabditida, Rhabditidae. The record is from the annotation of a GenBank genome assembly.
AUGGAUGAGGAGCAACUUCUUGAUUACGAGGAGGAGAAUGAGGACACCAACCGCGUCGUGGAGAAGACUGACGGAGCCGGUGAUGGCGGAAAGAAAGUCAAAGGAACCUACGCUUCAAUCCACAGCAGCGGUUUCCGUGAUUUCUUGCUGAAGCCGGAACUUCUCCGGGCUAUCGUUGAUUGCGGAUUUGAACAUCCAUCUGAAGUGCAACACGAAUGCAUCCCCCAAGCUAUCUUGGGCAUGGAUAUCGUCUGUCAAGCCAAAUCAGGCAUGGGCAAGACUGCUGUUUUCGUUCUUGCUACGCUACAGCAACUGGAGCCUGUCGACGGCGAGGUGAAAGUGCUUGUGAUGUGCCACACUCGCGAGCUGGCCUUCCAAAUUUCCAAGGAAUAUGAGCGCUUCAGCAAAUACAUGCAGACUGUCAAGGUUUCCGUCUUUUUCGGAGGUAUGCCGAUCAAGAAAGACGAGGAAACUCUGAAGACCAACUGUCCUCAUGUGGUUGUUGGUACCCCUGGACGCACUUUGGCUCUCGCACGUUCUGGUGCUCUGAAUCUCAAGAACGUGAAGUUCUUCGUUUUGGAUGAGUGCGACAAGAUGAUUGGCGAUCUCGACAUGCGUCGCGAUGUUCAAGAGAUCGUGCGAAUGACGCCGAAGGAGAAGCAAGUGAUGAUGUUCAGCGCCACACUGCCUAAGGAGCUGCGUGCUGUUUGCAAGAAAUUCAUGCAAGAUCCGAUGGAAGUCUACGUCGAUGACGAGGCCAAGCUCACUCUUCAUGGUCUCCAGCAGCACUACGUGAAGCUCCGCGAGGCCGACAAGAAUCGCAAGCUACUUGAACUGCUGGAUCAUCUAGAGUUCAAUCAGAAGCGAAUCCUUGUCGCAACCGAUCUGUUCGGUCGUGGAAUGGACAUUGAGCGCGUUAACAUCGUCUUCAACUAUGACAUGCCCGAAGAUUCGGAUUCCUACUUGCACAGGGUUGCCCGUGCCGGUCGUUUCGGGACGAAGGGUCUCGCGAUCACUUUCGUGUCCAACGACGAUGAUGCGAAGGUGCUCAACACUGUCCAGGACCGCUUCGACAUCAGCGUCACCGAGCUGCCGGAGAAUAUCGAAGUCUCUUCCUACAUCGAGGGUCGCGCUGAA